Messenger RNA from Trichosurus vulpecula (common brushtail), 6582 nucleotides. RefSeq names its product cholinergic receptor muscarinic 2 (gene CHRM2). The coding region runs from base 497 to 1969 and encodes 490 amino acids. Gene Ontology annotation, biological process: regulation of heart contraction; adenylate cyclase-activating adrenergic receptor signaling pathway. NCBI's taxonomy places the organism in Eukaryota, Metazoa, Chordata, Mammalia, Diprotodontia, Phalangeridae. The transcript is spliced from 3 exons. Gene Ontology annotation, molecular function: G protein-coupled acetylcholine receptor activity. The record is from RefSeq and is a predicted model, not a curated record. Gene Ontology annotation, cellular component: plasma membrane.
UCUCCAGAAAUUGCCUGCCCUUUGCAGCUAAUAGAACACACAUUACAUACAUACACAACACACACUUCUGGUACACCAGAGUUUUCUGAGCCCUAGUACACACACACACACACACACACACACACACACACACACACACGCAGCCUACGAGUGGGUUGGAUCUUGGAUUUUGCCAUUUCUUACUAGGAAAUACCCAGGGACACACCGAAGGAGUGUUUCCUCCCCAACUGUCAACUCUGCCUUCUUUUUCCCAGCUUCUCUGGAAGAGAAUGCGUCCCGCCCUCCAGAUCCCUUGUACUCCUCUCUCUGUUACGUUUGCCCCUCCGGAUCCAUCUCAACGGUGAAAACCAGAUCAUGGGAGAGAGACAGCAAGCGGCUGACUCCGGACUCUGAGCAUUUUGCUGAGAGACCACAUGCCCGGGCUUCCAGUUUGGUGGCCCGCUGCUCCCUGCUCCUCUUCCCUUUCGAAAAACAGAUCGCCUGCACCAGGGAGUGUAUGCAACUUCUGCUAACCCGAGAUCAGGUCAAUUGGGCAUCUGGCUCCUUAUCAGAGAAACCCAAAAUGAAUAAUUCAACAAGCCCAAACUCAACUAACAAUGGAAUGGUUCUUGCAAGUCCUUAUAAAACAGUCGAAGUGAUAUUCAUUGUACUGGUGGCAGGAUCACUCAGUUUGGUCACCACCAUUGGAAAUAUCCUGGUCAUGGUCUCCAUUAAGGUCAAUCGCCAUCUCCAGACUGUCAACAACUACUUUUUAUUCAGCUUGGCAUGUGCUGACCUCAUCAUAGGCGCCUUCUCCAUGAACUUAUACACUCUCUACAUUGUGAUUGGCUACUGGCCCUUGGGGCCUGUGGUGUGCGACCUUUGGCUAGCCUUGGACUAUGUUGUCAGCAAUGCCUCUGUUAUGAACCUACUCAUCAUCAGCUUUGACAGAUACUUUUGUGUCACCAAACCACUAACCUAUCCAGUCAAGAGGACCACCAAAAUGGCAGGCAUGAUGAUUGCAGCUGCCUGGGUCCUCUCCUUUGUACUGUGGGCACCUGCCAUUCUCUUCUGGCAGUUCAUUGUAGGGGUAAGGACCGUGAAGGAUGGAGAGUGCUACAUUCAAUUUUUCUCCAAUGCUGCUGUCACCUUUGGCACAGCCAUUGCCGCCUUCUACUUGCCUGUGAUCAUCAUGUCAGUCUUGUACUGGCACAUAUCCCGCGCCAGCAAGAGCAGGAUAAAAAAGGACAAAAAAGAAGCUGUGGCAAACCAGGAUCCAGUCUCUCCAAGUCUGGUCCAAGGCAGGAUUGUUAAACCAAACAACAACAACGUCCCCACCAGUGAUGAUGGGCUGGAGCAUAACAAAAUCCAGAAUGGCAAAGCCACCAGAGAUGCAGUUACUGAAAACUGUAUUCAAGGGGAGGAGAAAGAGAGUUCCAAUGAUUCCACCUCUGUCAGUGCUGUGGCUUCUAACAUUAAAGAAGAUGAUAUAACCAGAGAGGAAAACACAGUUUCUACCUCCCAGGGUCAUUCCAAAGAAGAGAAUUCCAAGCUGACAUGCAUCAAAAUUGUCACCAAGACCCAGAAGGGUGACUGCUGUGCUCCCACAAAUACCACUGUAGAGAUAGUUGGUCCUUCAGGACAGAAUGGAGAUGAUAAACAGAAUAUUGUUGCCCGCAAGAUUGUGAAGAUGACUAAGCAGCCUGCAAAAAAGAAACCUCCUCCUUCCAGAGAAAAGAAAGUGACCAGGACUAUCUUGGCUAUCCUACUGGCUUUCAUCGUCACCUGGACCCCAUACAAUGUCAUGGUGCUUAUAAACACCUUCUGUGCAACCUGUGUUCCCAAUACAGUAUGGACAAUUGGCUACUGGCUCUGUUACAUCAACAGCACCAUCAACCCUGCUUGCUAUGCUCUGUGUAAUGCCACCUUCAAGAAAACCUUCAAACACCUUCUCAUGUGUAAUUACAAGAACAUAGGAGCCACAAGGUAAAAAGGAUCAAAGAUGAGAGAGGGAAACCAAGGGAUUAAUCAAGAGGAUAGAAAGGGAAAGUCAAUUCCCAGUUUUUAAAACUUUGCCAUAGCACUUUACAUGAUCAGUAUGAAAUGUUCAACCAAGGAAAGCAGUGAAGACACUCAUGAUGGAGCCUCUGCUCUCCCUUUGGAGAAUUGCACUUUAAAAAGUCUUUGCAAUCCAAGAGCAAUGAGGAAGGGGAAGGAGCCAAUAGACAACAUGGAUUUAAGUAAAUGUUCCCUGUUUCCUGACAGCAUCACACAGAAGGGCUUUCGUGUCUAUAGUUUUGUCUGUUCCUGUACAAUAGCAAUCGAUUCUCUCGUUUUUUAAAUUUAAUUGGGAUUAUUUGUUCCUGUGAGUCUAUCUGACAAUAAUAUACAACAUAUACUGACUUUUAUUGGAAAUUAGACACUAAAUAUAUAAAUAAUAUAUUAUGAAGUAAAAAGGAAAGACAACGGGAUAGUGAUAUCAUAUUGUGCAGAUGAUCUUCAAAGCAUCAAGCUGAUACAGUGGCUUUGUCAGGGUCUUAUAUGGAAAACUGAAAUGUAUCAUAUGUGCAUUUAUCCAUCCCUACAUCUUUCACUUUUCCAAAAGGAAGCUACAAAGGGAGGAGGCCAAUAUCUUCUUUAUUUUGCUGUGCCAUCAGGGUACUGUGUUGCUCUGCUCUCCCUUUGAUUGUAUCUCUGUCCCCAUAGGGAUGCCCCUACAGAGUUUUCACUGAGCUUAGCUGCCCAGGCAUGGGAAUAAAUAUGGGGGCUCCAUGAUGCUCAUUGUACCUUUUGGAUUCUCUUGAGGUAAUAGUCAAUGGAACUUUAAUUUCUUUGAGCUCUUAUGUGUAAUAUCUCCUAUUGAGCUGGAUUUCAUCUCAAUUAGCUUCUAAUUUUGUUUUUAAAAAAACCUGUCCAAGGCAGGAUGGAGAAUUAAAGCCAUCUGCAAAAUGAAGGGUUUCAUCAAAUUAGUCACCAGGCAGUUUGGUUGGAAAUCCCAAAAAGAAACCAGAUCAUUUUAGAAAUGAGGAAAUAGAUAGGGGAAAUUGAGGAUAGAGCAAGAGAAGACUAUUUCCAAUAGAUAUAAACAUCCUGUUCAGGAUCUGCCUGACAUGAGAAAUCUUAACCUAUAAAAAGAUGAGUUCUUUGUUGCUGUCAGUCAUGAAGAGACUCCGCUUCCUCCUAAACUGGCUUAACAUGGCUGCCUCAAAUCUCUCCUGGUUCUAGCCUAAGAACAAAAUAUUUCUAAAGUCCUUCUUGUCUGCCAGUGCCUGUCAGCAUGUUAAGUAGAGUUGGAGUAUCUAUUUGUUAAAUUAAAAUACAAAAUGAGAUAGAUAUUUUGAUUCAGCCCAAGAGAAUGGAAACAAAAAGACAAAUUCCAUUCUAGUCACCCUAAAAGCAUAUUAAAUCUGCUCCAAACCACCAGUUCCUUCUACAUUAGCUCAGCUACCCCAUCCUUCUAUCCAAACAAUAAUUAUAGUCUUUGUGUUGAUAAUAAAGAUUAUAAUCAAAAUGAGGACACGGUGAACUCAGAAGGAUCUAAUAAAUAAAUGUAGGUGGGUUUCCCUGUUUCAUCUUCUCACUAUCCCCACAGCUCCUGACAUAAACAAAGGCACAGCAGGAAUUUCAUUGUCCAGAGUUUCUGCACAUAGGAUCCCUCCCAUUAAAAACUGCUGGAUGCUAAUCCAAAUAUAUUUACUUUUGUGUUGACUGUCAUUAGCAUAGUGUGAACUUAAUCCCAAACUUUUCCCUACAAUUAUAUAUGAUAGUUUUUCAAACCAAACUUUGAAAGGAUAGCCUUUUAAAUUACAGGGGAGUUUCCAUUUUAAGAUAUAUACUUAGUGUUGAAUUUUGCUGAGUUUCACAUUUUUUGACUACAUCAAACAAUGAUAACCUUAGCUCCUAACAGGAUGAUGGUGAAUCAUUCAUGUAUAGCAUAGUACACCCAGGCAGAAUACAAAAAAGACAACUUGGAGACUCUUGACGACAUACACUAAUCAGUUCAAAUGUUAUUUUUAAACAACAACAACAAAAAGAAAACAAUCUCAUUGCUUGACUAAAUUGAACUUUUCGAAGUAACUACCUGUUUGAUUGACAUCAACUUGUUUUAUGUGUGUAGAUGCAAACAUUUAAUUAAUAUAAUUUCCAACACCAUAAUGUUUCAAAGUCAAACUUUAAUUCUCUGCUUCAGUUUAUUCAAGAUAUAUCAAUGAAUAACUGAUAGAUGAAAUUAAAAAAAUCACACAAAUGAACCAGUUGCUCGACCUUUGCAAACAAUGUAACAGUCUGGUUGAUUGAGGAAUGAAAUAAUGGAAAAAUUCUUCAUUCAAAGAUUGAGGGUUCAAGAUUCUGGAUAUAUGUUGAAUAUGCUGACAACUCAUCCUGGACUCAGAUGCUUCCUGAUCCUCCUACAGUGUGGUUCAGCAGAAAGACUGCUGGAUUUCCUGUAGGUUCUAAUGAAUAAUAUUGCUACUUACUGAUAAAUAACAUUCAUCCCUUUCACACUUUAGUUACAUUAUCUCAUUUGUGCCUCUUUACAACUCUUGAGGUAUGUAUUAUAGGUGUUAUUACCCUUGUUUUAUAGCUGAGGAAAAGUGAGGCUCAAAGAUUUUGAGAAACUCACCCAUGAUCAUUUGACUAGUAAUUUGAGAGGCAGGAUCCAAAACCAAGUCUUCUUGGCUUUAAGUUCAUUGUUCUAUCCAUUAUCCCACAAUACCUCUCUACAUGUACUACCUGGGUGACCUUGGAUAAACCAUUUAACAUCUCUGGUCUACUAUUUCCUCAUCUAUAAAAUGAUGGUGUUGAGCUACACAAAUUCUGAAGUCCCAUGUAGUUCAAAAUUCAUGAUCCUGAGAUCUCCCCCACCCCGCCCCACUGGUGUUGAGCUCAGGAAAAAGGCCUUGCUAACAGAAAGAUAAGCAGGAUUUUCAUGAAAGAGUUAGUGACAGAUAUGAGGCUUUUCUCCAAAUGGAGCCAGAAAAAAAGAUGAAGAUGGAGGUGGAAACCAUGCAAAAUGGAAAGCUUUGGAGAUAAACAUGAACAAGCUAUCUGAAAUACUUUGUUUAAUAUUCAAGGAUGUAUCUGUUCACAGAGAUCUCUAAAACUUGGAAGAAAGGAAUCUACCAUUUUCUAAACCACAAUGAAAAUUUUUCAUUUUGCUAAAGAAAACUCAUGCUCAUCUAUUAUCUCUUGCAUCUACUACUCUCCAUUGAGUCCAGUGUAUCUAUGAGAAAUUAACAUGGUAGAAGCACAGACCAAACCAGGCAAAGCCAAUCCCUUCUAACCCUUUUGGCCUCUCUGGAUUCCCACAGAGUGGACUAAGUUAAUUAAUUCCAAGAAUUAGAAUAUUGUCUCCAAUUUGGCAAACAGGAAGAAAUAGUUCCAAGAUAUGAAGGAAUUGAUUUUGUGUCCAUAUAUCCCCACAAUUUUGUCGGAUAAUAUGAUGACUUAAAAAACAUAAUGAAGCAAAUACAUUAAAAUGUUUAGAAAUAGAAAUUGAGUUAUGGCCACAGGAAGUGUUUAUCAGUGGAUGCAUUGUUUUCUGUCAGAGUUACAGCUUUAUUUUUCCUGAAUAUUAAAUAUACAGCCAAUAUUGAUGGCAGUAAGAGUUGUCUCUUUUCUACAAAGUUGACUUUUCCAUUAAAUUCUAUUUGUUCUAGCCUCAAAGCAAUAACCUGAAGAACUAAAAUAGGUUUUGUUUAGGGCACAUGAAAUGGAUUAUUUGAGGAGGGAAUGUUCUCCCUUUACUCCUUAUCUCACCCAUAUCCUUGUUUAAUCUCAGUUUUAAAGAGUUAAGCCAUAGCCUCUACUUUAGCAAACACUGAGAACAGACAGAUGUGGAUUUAGUUUUGGGUUCCAUACAGUCUUAUUUUUCAUCAACAACUUGUCGUUUUGUAACCAAGACGGUUUCUUAGUAUGGGUUGAAACACAGAGACAACUGUUCAAAAUGAUGGCUGUAUGCAUAAGGCCAUACAUAAGGCUCUUCUAGAAAGAGUCUCAGAUUAACAGUCUGUCUUCACUGUAAUUCAUUCAAUUCAACUAAUCCUUGUCCUCUGCUUUAAUAAUCUUCCUUUCCACGAGCAUAGCACUAAAGUUACAAAUAGAGAAGGAAAGCACACAAUGCUGGGUAAAAUUGUGCAAAGUGUAUUUUCAGCAUGUACAUACAAUACUGGGCCUCUUAAAUAUGCUUAUCUUAAAAGGGUGCACGCUACAGCAUGAAUUGUGUGCAUAAUUACUGUAUCCUACUGGAAUAUGCUGUAUGCAUACCAUACAUACCCUAUACAUGAAGUAAUAAAAAUGUACAAUAGAUAUACAUAUUUCUGUAUGCAUAUGAAUACAAUGUGUACACACAAUUUUAAUAUGUAAUAUGGUCCAUAUUGCAUAAAGAAAUGUAUUGAUCUGCUUUUUAAGUAGCUAAAGUAGAUGUUGAUGUAUUCAUUAUUAAAAAGAAAUAGUAUUUGUUUUUAAAGAAAGACAGUUCAUUGGAUAAGGCCAAAAUCCUACCUAUAUUAAAAUUGUUUUAUAAUCUGAGAUAGCAUGGCAUUGAUUUUAAAUAUCUCUUAGAAGAAAAAAAUAAUAAACCUUUACUGAUCUAGGUAAAUGUAA